AUGUCUACAUCAGUAUCGGGUUGCGAUUGUGAAUGCAAAUCGUGUAAAAAUGGCACAGAAUUGUGUCCAACGUUUAAUUUAUAUCUCAAUAAAUUUUUAUGGGGCGAUGGAAUUCAAGAUUGUACCGAUAAUGAAAUCAAUUGUCCGCCUAUUACAACCACUUCAAUUACCACAAUUACUACUACUACUGAAACGGGCCUGACUAAAACUGCACUAACUACAAUAGUUACAGAAGAAGUUACAACGUUCCGAUAGUACAGCCAAACAUAACAGUACCAAGUUCAUGUUCUAAAAUUAUAUGUCCUGAGGGAAGAAUAGUGAAAAUUUUAAACCCAUUACCAACAAAAAAAAAACAGUGAAAACAAAUGAAAUAAAAUUCACUCACGAUUCUCGAAGUGUAGAAGUUGUUGAUGAUGGCUCAUGGUUAUUACCUUUUAAUUCAAUUACAAAUAGAGUAGCGUUAAUCCUUUCUUUAUAACUAAUUCAAACGUUGUUCGACAAGCCGUCGAAAAUUAUAACCAACAGCAGAUAUGUAAACAAUGGAUUUGUGAAACACCGAAUGCUAUAAACGAUUGCAAAAAGCCAUCUAUUACAUGCGAAGAAGGUUAUUUCUUACAAAUGACACCAAAUCAAAACGAAAUUUGUCCCGUUUAUACUUGCGUAUCAAAUACGUUGGAAGAGAGCCAAUGUGAAAUCGAUGGCCGAAUAUUCAAAACCUCCGAUGGGGUUACGUAUAAAUACGAAGUUUGCGAUCAUAUCAUAGUUCGUGAUAGAGUUCAUAAUAAAUGGAUGAUAAAACGUAAGUAUAAAAAUUGUAUUUAAAAACAUAAUAUUCAAUUUAUUUUACCUAUAACUGUUUAUCAAAUAAACAUCUCUAGCUGUGAUCAACUUUAAUUGAAAUGCAUUUAAUUACUUUUUAGAAAUCCGUCGGUGUCCAUACAUCGGCACUUGUCAAGUAUCUUUGUGGAAAGAUCAUUUGAAUCAUAUAAUUGAAUUUUUCCCGAAUAUGACAACUAUGAGAAAUGGGGUUUUAUUUUCUGGUUUCUCGUAUUUUAAGAAAUAG
Molecule: messenger RNA, 1063 nt
Organism: Cinara cedri
Lineage: Eukaryota; Metazoa; Arthropoda; Insecta; Hemiptera; Aphididae
Source: the annotation of a GenBank genome assembly